CACCAUUCGCUCUCUUCUGUGUCGGGUCCUCGUCAGGACCCGUUAAGAGGGUGGCCGCCGUCUUCGUCCCCGGCGAACGGGAGGGAGGUUGCCAGCGGCGGCCGGCGGCCGGUGGGUGGAGAUGUUCCUGGUGGACUGGUUCUACGGGGUGCUGGCGUCCCUGGGGCUGUGGCAGAAGGAGGCCAAGAUCCUCUUCCUCGGCCUCGACAACGCCGGCAAGACCACGCUCCUCCACAUGCUCAAGGACGAGAGAUUGGUUCAGCAUCAGCCUACACAAUAUCCGACUUCUGAAGAGCUGAGUAUCGGGAAGAUCAAGUUCAAGGCAUUUGAUUUAGGAGGUCAUCAGAUUGCUCGCCGUGUGUGGAAGGAUUACUAUGCCAAGGUCGAUGCAGUGGUGUACCUCGUGGAUGCCUAUGACAAGGAACGGUUCGCCGAAUCAAAGAAGGAGCUUGACGCCCUCCUCUCGGAUGACUCUCUGGCCACCGUCCCGUUCCUGAUCCUGGGGAACAAGAUCGACAUCCCCUACGCCGCGUCCGAGGAGGAGCUCCGCUACCACAUGGGACUGAGCAACUUCACGACCGGCAAGGGCAAGGUGAACCUCGGCGAGUCCAAUGUCCGCCCCCUCGAGGUCUUUAUGUGCAGCAUUGUCCGCAAGAUGGGGUACGGCGACGGGUUCAAGUGGCUGUCCCAGUACAUCAAGUAGGGCUGGUGUAUGAGAGAGAGAGGUUUAAGCAGUCCUGAUGAUACCAUGAUACUCCUGUUUUUACCUUAGCUUACUAUAAGAGAGUUAGGGAGCCAGCUAGCUGGUCAUGGUUGUUCAUAGUGCCAGCACAUAUGUGAUCAUGGAAGUAAUGAAAAGUCUGGGAUGUUGUGCUACAUUUCUGUUCACUUACAAUGUGAUCUUGAAAAAGGAGCAACCCUUAAACUUGCUGGCUAGAGCUCUUCA
Messenger RNA from Phragmites australis (common reed), 946 nucleotides. Its product is annotated as GTP-binding protein SAR1A-like. Bases 122 to 703 code for a protein of 193 amino acids. Gene Ontology annotation, cellular component: COPII vesicle coat; endoplasmic reticulum exit site. NCBI's taxonomy places the organism in Eukaryota, Viridiplantae, Streptophyta, Magnoliopsida, Poales, Poaceae. The record is from RefSeq and is a predicted model, not a curated record. The transcript is spliced from 3 exons. Gene Ontology annotation, molecular function: GTP binding; GTPase activity. Gene Ontology annotation, biological process: endoplasmic reticulum to Golgi vesicle-mediated transport; vesicle organization; intracellular protein transport.